This is a messenger RNA of Perognathus longimembris pacificus (Pacific pocket mouse), 1330 nucleotides long. It is a transcript of the gene Scly, whose product is annotated as selenocysteine lyase. The transcript is spliced from 12 exons. The coding region runs from base 41 to 1327 and encodes 428 amino acids. The record is from RefSeq and is a predicted model, not a curated record. Lineage: Eukaryota; Metazoa; Chordata; Mammalia; Rodentia; Heteromyidae.
CGGUCUCCAGGAUCCCGCCCGGGUCCGGCGCGGGGCCGGGAUGGACGGGGCGGCGGCGCCGCCGAGGAGCCCGCCGGAGAGGAAGGUUUACAUGGACUGCAACGCCACCACCCCCCUGGAGCCCGAGGUCAUCCAGGCUGUGACGGAGGCCAUGCGGGAGGCCUGGGGCAACCCCAGCAGCCCCUACACCGCCGGAAAGAAAGCCAAGGACAUCAUAAAUGGGGCACGGGAGGCCCUGGCCAGAAUGAUUGGAGGCAAAUCCCAGGACCUCAUCUUCACCUCCGGGGGCACCGAGUCCAAUAACUUAGUGAUCCAGUCCGUGGUGAGACACUUCCGUGAAAGCCAGCCCUCCGCGGGGACCCUGCCGGAGCAGCCCGGCCCCGCCCAGGGCGCCCAGCCCCACGUCGUCACGUGCACCGUGGAACACGACUCCAUCCGCCUGCCCCUGGAGCACCUGGCGGACAGGCAAGAGGCCGAGGUGACCUUUGUCCCCGUGUCCACCGUGAGCGGCCAGGUGGAGGCUGAGGACGUCCUCGCGGCCGUCCGCCCCACCACGUGCCUCGUGACCGUCAUGCUGGCCAAUAACGAGACGGGCGUCAUCAUGCCUGUCCCUGAGAUCAGCCAGCGCGUCAGAGCGCUGAACCAGAGGCGGGCAGCCUGCGGUCUGCCUCGGGUGCUCGUGCACACGGACGCCGCACAGGCGUUGGGGAAAAGGCGCGUGGACGUGGAGGACCUGGGCGUGGACUUCCUCACCAUCGUGGGCCACAAGUUCUAUGGCCCCAGGAUUGGCGCGCUCUAUGUUCGAGGGCUCGGUAAACUCACCCCCCUGCACCCCAUGCUGUUUGGAGGUGGACAAGAGCGGAAUUUCAGGCCAGGGACGGAGAACACCCCCAUGAUCGCCGGCCUCGGGAAGGCCGCCGAGCUGGUGAGCGAGCACGGGGAGGCCUACGAGGCGCACAUGAGGGAGGUCCGCGACUACCUGGAGGACAGGCUGCAGGCGGAAUUUGGCAAGAGAAUCCAUCUGAACAGCCGGUUUCCGGGGACGGAGCGGCUGCCCAACACCUGUAACUUCUCCAUCCGGGGACCCCAGCUUCAAGGCUGCAUGGUGCUUGCCCAGUGCCGGACGCUGCUGGCCAGCGUCGGGGCCUCGUGCCACUCAGACCAAGGGGACCAGCCGUCCCCCGUGCUGCUGAGCUGCGGCAUCCCCUUCGACGUGGCCAGGAACGCGCUCCGGCUCAGCGUGGGCCGCGCCACCACCAAGGCCGAGGUGGACCUGGUCGUGCAGGACCUGAAGCAGGCCGUGGCCCGGCUGGAGGGCCAGGCCUAGGCC